CAAAAAUUAUUUAUUUUCUUUCCAAAUAGGUAAAGAAAACAAAUACAUACACAAGUACCAGAUAGUGUUGUAGAAUAAAGAUACCAGUGUUCUUAAUGACAGAUAACAAACAACCUGGUUAUUUUGCAUCAAGUAUAGAUGUAACACGGGUUAAAGAGGUAACUACUGCUCAGAGCUGUGAAGUAUCUGAGGUUUUAUCGGCUGAUAUUUUAAGUGUCUGUAAAGACGAACCUGAUAAUGAAUAUAUGUGUCCGGCGAAACACGAAGAUAGAUACUGUAUAGAAGAAAGUGAGGAACUUACCCCAGAAAUAAGUAAAGAAGAAAAUCUCUUAGGAAGAGAGCCUACCAAUACUGUCGCGUGUGAUCGACGUGGAAGAUGUUUUUCCUCAGAGCAGCUUUUAUUGCAGCACAGACACAAGUUAGAGCAUUAUGAAUAUUCCUGUCAACACUGUGAUUAUGCAACAGAUGUUGCUAGUAAAUUGUCUGACCACUUGUUAACUCAUUCAGAGGAAAGAUCUUUUGUGUGUACUAUCUGUGGUAAACAAUUUGUAGAAAAGGGCAGCUUAAAGAAGCACUACUUAACUCACACUGGUGAAAAACCUUUCGGCUGUGAUAUCUGUGGUAGACGAUUUACUGAACGUGGUAGCCUAAAGAAACAUCAUCUCACCCACACCGGAGAGAAACCGUUUGGUUGUGAUAUCUGUGGUAGACGAUUUGCUGUGAGUAGCAAUUUAAGAAAGCACCAAUUGAUCCAUACAGGUGAAAAACCUUUUAGUUGUGAUAUCUGUAACAGAAGAUUUAUUGAAAAUAGAACCUUAAAAACACACAUUUUAGUCCAUACAGGAGAGAAACCGCAUUGUUGCAAUGUCUGUGGUCAAAGUUUUACAAAAAGUGGAGAUCUGAGAAGACACGAGGUAAUCCACUUAGGAGAAAAACCUUUUAGUUGUGAUGUAUGUGGGAAAAACUUCACACAUAGUAGAAGCUUGAAAAGGCAUCAGAUGAUUCACACCGGAGAAAAACCUUUCUGUUGUGAUGUCUGUGGUCGAAGAUUCUAUCAAAGUGGUCAUUUAAAAAGACAUCGAUUGAUUCACGUUGGAAAGUGAUAGACACUCUUAUGUUUAAGACCUGAAACUUCUGUUAUACAAUUAUGUGAUGUUUUCGUAAUUGGCAGAGUCGUGCCGAUGUCUACUUGUAAUUUAUGAUUGGUACUUGUUAAUGUGUUCAGUUACAUUUCAGCCUAUAAAAGUUAUUUAACUUCAAAACUAAAGCAGCUACUGGUUCAAAUUAAAAUCAUGAAAUAAAUUUGUGCUUUUGAAAAAAUAAAAUGUCAUUAUGAUUUA
Limulus polyphemus (Atlantic horseshoe crab) is the source of this 1340-nucleotide messenger RNA. RefSeq names its product gastrula zinc finger protein XlCGF17.1-like. The transcript has 3 exons. Lineage: Eukaryota; Metazoa; Arthropoda; Merostomata; Xiphosura; Limulidae. Gene Ontology annotation, molecular function: RNA polymerase II cis-regulatory region sequence-specific DNA binding; DNA-binding transcription factor activity, RNA polymerase II-specific. Gene Ontology annotation, biological process: regulation of transcription by RNA polymerase II. The coding region runs from base 96 to 1103 and encodes 335 amino acids. Gene Ontology annotation, cellular component: nucleus. The record is from RefSeq and is a predicted model, not a curated record.